Messenger RNA from Cheilinus undulatus (humphead wrasse), 923 nucleotides. RefSeq names its product pre-miRNA 5'-monophosphate methyltransferase. Gene Ontology annotation, cellular component: cytoplasm. The record is from RefSeq and is a predicted model, not a curated record. Gene Ontology annotation, biological process: negative regulation of pre-miRNA processing; miRNA metabolic process. The transcript is spliced from 2 exons. Lineage: Eukaryota; Metazoa; Chordata; Actinopteri; Labriformes; Labridae. Gene Ontology annotation, molecular function: RNA methyltransferase activity; O-methyltransferase activity. The coding region runs from base 43 to 801 and encodes 252 amino acids.
CCGGACGUAUUUGAAAGGCGGACAUACUACAAUGCUGCUACAAUGGCAACAUGCACAGUUAGUACCGAUGAUAAAGAUGUUAUAACAGAACCAGGAGCUGCACCUUAUGGUAACUUUAUUAACUACUACAGCUUCAAUCCUCCCGAGGAGCGUCUGAGACUGAUCCCAGCUUCACUCCUUCAGGAUUUAAGACUCAAAGAGGAUCAUGGAGAUACUCUGAUCCUGGACGUGGGGUGUAAUUCAGGGGAUCUGAGUGUGGCCUUGUACAAACACCUGGUCCAGGAGCCUGCUUGUGCCGAGGAUCCAGAAAGCUCUAAAGUUCACAUCUUAGGCUUCGACCUGGAUGAGACGCUUAUUCAGCGGGCUCAGCAGUCCAACCCUCUGCCACACUUCCUCUCUUUCAUUCCUCUGGACGUCACCGAAGACACCCAACAGCUGCAGGACUAUCUCAGACAGCACGACAGUACCCACUUCCACCUGUGUGUGUGUCUGGCUGUCACCAUGUGGGUCCACCUGAACCACGGAGACUCCGGCCUGCUGAAGAUGCUCUCUCACCUCGCCUCCAUCAGCCAGCAUCUCCUGCUGGAGGUGCAGCCCUGGAAGUGCUAUCGCAGCGCAGCCCGACGUCUGAGGAAACUGGGCCGCACAGACUUUGAACACUUCAAGACCCUGAAGAUCCAGGGGGACAUCGCAGAACAUGUCAGGGAGCAUCUAGAGAAACACUGCAGCAUGGAGCUGGUACAGGUCUUUGGCUGCACCACGUGGAGCAGGAAGCUGGUGCUUUUUAAAAGAAGAGACUGAGGGACAAUGCUGCAGAGGAGCAAACAGAUGUACAUUUUGAUAAUUCCAGUUUUGUGUGAGACAAGUGUUCAUUUUUAUCCUUAAAGAAAGUCAAUUAAAGUUUCUUUGUGGAGUUUUUUUAA